AUGAGAUUUUUAACGAAUACCCUCAUCACUUUCCUGGUCAUAGGACUUUCCGGGGCUACUAGUGCUGAUCUUGGAUUCUGUUAUAACCGAGCAGACCCUGAUCGUGGCAUCGGCAAUUUCUGUCAGUGUGAAGGAAAUGGUGAAUGCUACUACAGGGGCGCGAAUAACUCAUGCGACCCCGUUGGGGAUGCUCUUCCUAAUGGCUGUCCAUGA
Aspergillus wentii DTO 134E9 is the source of this 213-nucleotide messenger RNA. RefSeq lists its product as uncharacterized. Lineage: Eukaryota; Fungi; Ascomycota; Eurotiomycetes; Eurotiales; Aspergillaceae. Bases 1 to 213 code for a protein of 70 amino acids. The transcript has 3 exons. The record is from RefSeq and is a predicted model, not a curated record.